Molecule: messenger RNA, 759 nt
Organism: Drosophila montana
Lineage: Eukaryota; Metazoa; Arthropoda; Insecta; Diptera; Drosophilidae
Product: elastin
Exons: 1
Coding region: 1-759 (252 amino acids)
Source: RefSeq, a predicted model, not a curated record
AUGAAGUCUAUCGCCCACAAGUCGUCCUUGCUGCUCUCCGUGCUGCUGCUGCUGAGCAGCAGCUGCCAGGCGCAGCCCGUGAAUGCCGAGGCACGUGAACAGCGACAGCUGAAGUCCAGUCCGGCAGCUGCAGCAGAGGCGGAUGUCAAGAUGCUGGCGGCGAGCACGGCCAAUAUGACGCCCGUUUCCAUGCCCAUGGGCGGCAUGAUGGCCAUGAGUCCCAUGGCACUAGGCGGAGGCAUCAACAUGCAGCUGGCACAAUAUCCCGGCUAUCAGGCCGGCAUGAUGCCAUUCCUGGGCUUGAACGGACUGCCUGGAGCUGGGCUGCAGACGAGCAUUGCCAGCGGCUAUCCGGGCGAGCCCGGCAUGGGCUUCGGACUGGGCGCAGGCGCUGGCGGCAACCCAGGCUUCGGCCUGGGCGCACCCACAGCUGGCUUCGGCCUAGGCGCACCCACAGCUGGCUUUGGAGUAGGCUCACCCACAGCUGGCUUUGGAGUAGGCGUACCCACAGCUGGCUUCAUGUACGGCAAUCCCUUGUACGCGAAUCCACAGCUGGGCGCCGGCUUUGGCCCCCAACCCACGCUGGACAACUUUGCGGCGCUGAACAACAUCUUCAACAUGCAACAGGCUGGAGGACUCUAUGGCCAGGUGGCUGCCGGGCCGCUGCCCGGCUACUUUGGAGGCAUGGCCGGAGGCUUGGAUGGCGGCAACGGGCUGCUGGAGCGCAUGAAAAUGCGCAGCUAUGCGCCCGGCUUUUAG